AUGGCGCCACCAUCUUUUCGUGAUCUUCUCGGCAUGCCCGCUUCCACGGCCUCGACUAGCGACUCUGCUCUUCUUGUCAUUGACGCUCAAAACGAAUAUGCAUCAGGUGCUCUUACCGUAACGAAUGCUACGGCAAGCGGAAAGGUUAUUGCCGACCUUCUCGACAAGUACCGCAAGGCCAACGGCAAGAUCGUCCACAUCCUACACCAAACACCGGAAGGUGCACCUGUUUUCACACCUGGCACCGACCUGGCAGAAGAAUUCAAGGAGGUCAAGGCACAGGACGGAGAAGAGAAGAUACGGAAGAACUUCCCCGGAUCAUUCGAGCAAACUUCCCUCCACGAGACGCUUCAGAAGAUGGGUGUCAAGAAGCUCGUACUGACUGGCUAUAUGGCACAUGUCUGUGUGUCUACCACUGCCCGUGAGGCCUUCCAGAAGGGAUACGAAGUCAUUCUUGUCGAGGAUGCUAUUGGCGACCGCGAUAUUCCCGGCGUUAAGGGUGAUGAGGUCACCAGAGUAGCGUUGGCAGAGCUGGCAGAUGUAUUUGGCACAGUCGUGAAGAGCUCCGACAUCAAGUAA
Molecule: messenger RNA, 579 nt
Organism: Alternaria burnsii
Lineage: Eukaryota; Fungi; Ascomycota; Dothideomycetes; Pleosporales; Pleosporaceae
Exons: 3
Coding region: 1-579 (192 amino acids)
Source: RefSeq, a predicted model, not a curated record